AUGUCUAUAGUAGCCGUUGACCGUGUAAUAGGAGUAUCAACUUCGACCAUUUUUCGUUAUGGUUUCCCACAUGAUUUGCAGCCAUUGAAAUUCGACUGCAGUUGUGCGCACGAUUCCCAAUGCGGUAAGUUGAUGCGCGUUCCAAAAAUGUCAAGACAGCCCCACACACCAACCACAGGCGAUAGAAAGAUAGCUGAGUCAGCGUGCUUUACUCAAUCUACCAGGGUCAGUGGACCCGACAACUUGACUCUGUAUUCUAGACCCUUAAUAGCAUAUAUAUAUAUAACUGUAGAAAUAGAUAAAACUUAUUUUAGUAAUCUCUUUUAG
Dujonia railenensis is the source of this 327-nucleotide messenger RNA. The record is from the annotation of a GenBank genome assembly. NCBI's taxonomy places the organism in Eukaryota, Fungi, Ascomycota, Pichiomycetes, Serinales, Debaryomycetaceae.